Molecule: messenger RNA, 1542 nt
Organism: Camponotus floridanus (Florida carpenter ant)
Lineage: Eukaryota; Metazoa; Arthropoda; Insecta; Hymenoptera; Formicidae
Exons: 9
Coding region: 286-1380 (364 amino acids)
Source: RefSeq, a predicted model, not a curated record
AAUUUUUAACUACUUUACAGUAUGUGAUGUGACUUUCAACAAUAUACCGCUAUAUCUGUUUUGCUGUAUCUUAUAGAUUACUGUGUAACUUUCUUUCUCAUUCUCUGUAUGUGUCAAAAAUUAUGUUUUCAAAAUCAGUCUCAUAAUCGAUAUAAAUAAUUGAACCAUGUUGUAGCAUAGUAAGGACGUAUCUUAUUCAUAGCUUGAAAAAAUUAUCCUGUGACAUAAGGAAUUUAUUAUUGUUGUAAUCAAUUAAUUAUUUUUAAAAUAAAAGAACGCAAAACCAUGAUGAAGAUAAAACAUAUUGACGACGUUCAAACAUCAACGGUAGAUGAGCAUAUCAAAUUAAUAGUUGAGGAUAAGAAUAUACUCGACCCAAAACUAAUUGAUAUAACUGCUAAUGAUUUUCCAGAUUGGUAUAAUGAAAAAUUAUUUAAAGAAGGUCAAAACUAUUACAAGCGAAAUAUGUUACUGGCAGAAAUGAGUUAUAUAAUGGGCGUUAUUUCAAUCUUAGCAAUUCCAACUAUACGGCAGGUGUUGAAAUGCACAAAACAAACUAGUACGCCUUGCGUGGCUUUCAAAAGACACCUUAUAUCGCAAUUACAUGUAUUCAACACAAUCAUAUGCGAUCCAAGUGACCCAUAUUCUAAUUGGUAUAAAUCGAUAAAUAUAAUUCGCUGGAAACAUAAUAUAACUACCAAGAUAUCAAAGAGAGCGGGUUUAGAAGGAAUUCUUCAGAAAGAUAUGGCACUUACACAAUGUGCUUUUGUUGCAUACAUUUUCAUUGUGACUAAAUCUUUCAGUCCGUGUAAUAAAUUAAAAGAAGAAGAAGGAUUUAAUCAUUUUUGGCGUGUGAUAGGUUACAUGAUAGGAAUUCCUGAUAGAUUAAAUAUAUGUCGCAAAAGUGCAAUGGAAACCCGUGAAUUGUGUGAGAAGACUAUUAAUAAUAUAUUUGCGAAUUACUUGAACAAUGCUUCACCGGACUUUUAUCAUACAAUAUCAACUGUAUUAAAUGGAAUUGGGCAUAUGGACAUUACUUUGAAUAGAGAUGCUUUGCUAGCAUUUACUUAUCGGCUAUGUAAUAUUGAAUAUAAAGUGUCGCUUGGAUGGUAUAGUUGGUUGAAUAUGAAAUACCGCGAUCUCAUUUUUAAAUUGUAUUUUUUACCAUAUAUUGGACCGAUAGUAAGGAUUUUUUAUAAUUUUAUAAUGGUACUCAUGUAUUGGAGCGCGACGACAUGGCCUCUACUGGCAUGGCUGUCAUUUGGAAAGAAAAACUCUUACAUCGAUCUUUAUCGUAAUUACAAAGAAGAAGAAUUAGAGAAAGGAAUAAACAAGAUAAAUAGAGAAAGGAAUAAACAAGAUAUAGAGAAAAAGAAUUAGAGAAAGGAAUAAACAAGAUCAAUUAUCAAACAUUGCCACUCAAUAAAUUUUAAGAUAUAUCUUAUAAAAAAAUCUGUGUUCAGAUGCAGCAAGAUGUGAUGAAAACUGCUUAGUUUUGAAAGAGAUUCCACAAUUAUAUUAUCGAUUUUAUUUUAGAUAACU